CCUCGUCUCUACGGUGUGGAGGAACGAUCGCCGAAUGCUUUCUCUGCGCGCAUGUUGACGCCUUGCUGAGACGUGGCCGUGACUCCCCUUGGCGGAAAGCAGAAGAAGGAGGCUCGGCCGGAGCCGGCCCUGUAGGGUAUGGUGUGGUCAUGUCCCAAAAGGAGAACGAACCUUUGAGAGAAGAUUCUUGUGAGCCUGUUGAAAAUGAUGAGAAGGCAGAGAAGGCUGAGCCUACUGAGCCUGAUGGUGUGGAAGCCGAGCCUGUGUCUAUGACACGGAAAAGACCUGAAGCUAAAUCCUCUGAGAAUGCUUCUUCAUCAGAGCCCCCGAGCCCCCGAGAAAAGGUAUCUGCGUCAAACAUUCUAUUGGACACUAGUUUCUCAGAUGGAUCACGAACAGGAUGGGAAUACUGGGGGAACUGGGGAAAAUCCUUGCUUUCCACUGCUUCGGCUACAGUGGCUACAGUAGGUUAUGGAAUCUCAAACGUCAUUGAAAAGGCAGAGACAUCCCUUGGGAUCCCUAGCCCUACUGAAUUUUCUUCUGAGGCCAAAGAUUCUGCAGAAGAAAAUCAAAAUUCUGAAGAAAGCAGCAAUGACAAAGGAGAGACUGAAAAUUCUUCACCUGUUAGUGGUGCAUUUGGAAUGUUUUCUACCAUCUCUGCUGCUGUUCAGACCACAGGGAAAACAGUUAUUAGUGGAAGUUUAGAUGCAUUAGAAUUCAUUGGCAAGAAGACCAUGGAUGUGAUUGCAGAAGGUGACCCUGGGUUUAAGAGAACAAAAGGUUUAAUGAACCGAAAUUCCACACUUUCUCAGAUCUUGCGAGAAGCAAAGGAGAGAGAAGAACAGCAGACAUUAACCGAGGUUUCCAUGGCUACAGAGAAGAAAGCCCAUUAUGGGCUACUCUUUGAUGAGUUUCAGGGUCUUUCUCAUCUCGAAGCCUUAGAGAUGCUUUCCAGGGAGAGUGAAUCAAAGGUGAAGUCAGUUACGAGCACACUCUCUGGAGAGGAGCUAGAUAUGUUAAAGGCAGAAUUGGAACAACUCAAAGAAGCAUUUUCCUUAGCUGAAUUUUGUGAUGAUGAAGAGGAAGAAAAAAAAGAAGAGGGAGACUUCACAAAAGAAAUAUCUGACAUUUUUUCUCAACUACGUGUCUCUACAAAGCCAGCCAAACUGACCCAAGCAAGGAACUCUGCUUGUGACUUGGUUAAAAAUCUCAAUGUGCAGACUGUACAACCAGGAAGGCAAAAGGAAGGAGACCAGCAGCUGAGUUCAGGGGAUUAUGAACCAGAGGAUAAAAAAUCAGUAGAGGAUAUUCACGCAUUUGCUAUCAGAAGUCUGGCUGAAUUGACAGCUUAUUCCAUUGAAGUGUUCCAUAAAACUGCUGCAUUGAUUCUUCAUGGUCAGAAAGAAGAUGUGUUGGCCAUAGACCGAGCCAAAGCCCUUUCACAGAUGACCAUGAUGCUGUGUAAAGAACUGUCAUCUCUUUCUAAAGACUUUGCUACCUGCUUAACAGCUGCUGGGGUGGAAGAGAAGGCAGAUGUCCUUAACCCUUUAAUCACUGGAGUAUUUUUGGAGGCUUCAAACAGCACUUCUUAUAUCCAAGAUGCUUUCCAACUGCUGCUGCCAGUUCUACAGAUCUCACAUAUCCAGGCUCAGACAGAACUAACACAGCAAUAAAUGACUUCAACAGUA
This is a messenger RNA of Pogona vitticeps (central bearded dragon), 1688 nucleotides long. The record is from RefSeq and is a predicted model, not a curated record. NCBI's taxonomy places the organism in Eukaryota, Metazoa, Chordata, Lepidosauria, Squamata, Agamidae.